Molecule: messenger RNA, 6269 nt
Organism: Peromyscus maniculatus bairdii (prairie deer mouse)
Lineage: Eukaryota; Metazoa; Chordata; Mammalia; Rodentia; Cricetidae
Source: RefSeq, a predicted model, not a curated record
CAGCACCAGUUCUUUAUGCCCCCACCCCACCCAGACAAUGAAGAAGACCCAGAGGAGGAUUUAUCAGAAGCGGAGACUCCAAAGCUCAAGAAGAAAAAAAAGCCUAAGAAACCUCGAGACCCUAAAAUCCCUAAGAGCAAGCGCCAAAAAAAGGAGCUGGGGGACAGCUCUGGGGAGGGGCCCGAGUUUGUGGAGGAGGAGGAAGAGGUCGCUCUGCGGUCAGACAGCGAAGGUAGCGACUAUACUCCUGGCAAGAAGAAGAAGAAGAAGCUCGGACCUAAGAAAGAGAAGAAGAGCAAGUCCAAGCGGAAGGAGGAGGAAGAGGAGGAGGAGGAUGACGAUGACUCCAAGGAACCGAAAUCAUCUGCCCAGCUUUUGGAAGACUGGGGCAUGGAAGACAUUGACCAUGUGUUCUCAGAGGAAGAUUACCGUACCCUCACCAACUACAAGGCUUUCAGCCAGUUUGUCCGACCCCUAAUUGCUGCUAAAAACCCCAAGAUUGCUGUCUCCAAGAUGAUGAUGGUCUUGGGUGCAAAGUGGAGGGAAUUCAGUACCAACAACCCCUUCAAGGGCAGCUCUGGAGCUUCGGUGGCGGCUGCAGCUGCAGCGGCUGUGGCUGUGGUGGAGAGCAUGGUGACAGCUACUGAAGUCGCACCGCCCCCUCCCCCUGUGGAGGUGCCUAUCCGCAAGGCCAAGACCAAGGAGGGCAAAGGUCCCAAUGCUCGGAGGAAGCCCAAAGGCAGCCCUCGAGUGCCUGAUGCCAAGAAGCCUAAACCCAAGAAAGUAGCUCCUCUGAAAAUCAAGCUGGGAGGUUUCGGCUCCAAGCGUAAGAGAUCCUCGAGUGAGGAUGAUGACUUAGAUGUAGAAUCUGACUUCGAUGAUGCCAGCAUCAAUAGCUACUCUGUUUCGGAUGGUUCUACCAGCCGCAGUAGUCGGAGCCGCAAGAAACUCCGGACCACUAAAAAGAAAAAGAAAGGCGAGGAGGAGGUGACUGCUGUGGAUGGUUAUGAGACAGACCACCAGGACUAUUGUGAGGUGUGCCAGCAAGGCGGUGAGAUCAUCCUGUGUGACACCUGCCCCCGAGCCUACCAUAUGGUGUGCCUGGACCCAGACAUGGAGAAGGCCCCCGAGGGCAAGUGGAGCUGCCCACACUGUGAGAAGGAGGGCAUCCAGUGGGAGGCUAAAGAAGACAAUUCUGAGGGUGAGGAGAUUCUUGAAGAGGUUGGGGGUGACCCAGAAGAGGAAGAUGACCACCAUAUGGAGUUCUGUCGAGUCUGCAAAGAUGGCGGGGAGCUGCUAUGCUGUGACACCUGCCCUUCUUCAUACCAUAUCCACUGCCUGAACCCCCCGCUGCCAGAGAUCCCAAAUGGCGAAUGGCUCUGUCCCCGUUGUACUUGUCCAGCUCUUAAGGGCAAAGUGCAGAAGAUCCUAAUUUGGAAGUGGGGCCAGCCACCAUCUCCCACCCCAGUGCCUCGGCCUCCAGAUGCUGACCCUAAUACUCCCUCUCCGAAACCCUUGGAGGGGCGGCCGGAGAGACAGUUCUUUGUAAAAUGGCAAGGCAUGUCUUACUGGCACUGCUCCUGGGUAUCAGAACUGCAGUUGGAGCUGCACUGUCAGGUGAUGUUCCGAAACUAUCAGCGGAAGAAUGAUAUGGACGAGCCACCUUCUGGGGACUUCGGUGGGGAUGAAGAGAAGAGCCGAAAGCGAAAGAACAAGGACCCUAAGUUUGCAGAGAUGGAAGAGCGCUUCUAUCGCUAUGGAAUAAAACCGGAGUGGAUGAUGAUCCAUCGAAUCCUCAACCACAGUGUGGACAAGAAGGGCCAUGUUCACUACUUAAUCAAGUGGCGAGACUUACCCUAUGAUCAGGCAUCUUGGGAGAGUGAGGAUGUGGAGAUUCAGGACUACGACCUGUUCAAGCAGAGCUACUGGAAUCACAGGGAGUUAAUGAGGGGUGAGGAAGGACGACCUGGCAAGAAGCUCAAGAAGGUGAAGCUUCGGAAACUGGAGAGGCCUCCGGAGACCCCAACUGUUGACCCAACAGUGAAGUAUGAGCGACAGCCAGAGUACCUGGAUGCCACAGGUGGCACUCUGCACCCCUACCAAAUGGAAGGCUUAAACUGGCUGCGCUUCUCCUGGGCUCAGGGUACUGACACCAUCUUGGCUGAUGAGAUGGGCCUUGGGAAAACUGUGCAGACCGCAGUCUUUCUCUAUUCCCUCUACAAGGAGGGUCAUUCCAAAGGCCCCUUCUUAGUAAGUGCUCCGCUUUCUACCAUCAUCAACUGGGAGCGAGAGUUUGAGAUGUGGGCUCCCGAUAUGUACGUGGUAACCUAUGUGGGUGACAAGGACAGCCGUGCUAUCAUCAGGGAGAAUGAGUUCUCCUUUGAAGACAAUGCCAUUCGUGGUGGCAAGAAGGCCUCCCGAAUGAAGAAAGAAGCAUCUGUGAAAUUUCAUGUUCUGCUGACAUCCUAUGAAUUGAUCACCAUUGAUAUGGCCAUCUUAGGUUCUAUUGAUUGGGCCUGCCUUAUUGUGGAUGAAGCUCAUCGUCUGAAGAACAAUCAAUCUAAGUUCUUCCGAGUUUUGAAUGGUUACUCACUACAGCACAAGCUGUUGCUAACUGGGACUCCAUUACAAAACAACCUGGAGGAACUGUUUCAUCUGCUCAACUUUCUCACCCCUGAGAGAUUCCACAAUUUGGAAGGCUUCUUGGAGGAGUUUGCUGACAUUGCUAAAGAGGACCAGAUUAAAAAACUACAUGACAUGCUCGGGCCUCAUAUGUUGCGGCGGCUCAAAGCUGAUGUGUUCAAGAAUAUGCCAUCCAAGACAGAGCUGAUUGUGCGUGUGGAGCUGAGCCCUAUGCAGAAGAAGUACUACAAGUAUAUUCUCACACGGAAUUUUGAAGCACUUAAUGCUCGAGGUGGUGGCAACCAGGUUUCCCUGCUAAAUGUGGUGAUGGAUCUUAAGAAGUGCUGCAACCACCCUUACCUCUUCCCUGUGGCGGCAAUGGAAGCCCCUAAGAUGCCUAAUGGCAUGUAUGAUGGCAGUGCCCUAAUCAGAGCAUCUGGGAAAUUGUUGCUGCUACAGAAGAUGCUUAAGAACCUUAAGGAGGGAGGGCAUCGGGUUCUCAUCUUUUCCCAGAUGACCAAGAUGUUGGACUUGCUAGAGGAUUUUUUAGAACAUGAAGGUUAUAAAUAUGAACGUAUUGAUGGUGGGAUCACUGGGAACAUGCGACAGGAGGCUAUUGACCGCUUCAAUGGUAAGAGAAGAGUGGCAUAUUUCCAGGCAAUCAUUUUCUUCUUUUUGGUUUUUCGAGACAGGGUUUCUCUGUGUAGCUUUGCGCCUUUCCUGGAACUCACUUGGAACAUAAGAUUGCCGGUUUUGCUUGAUCAACUCCAGGCCUUUAGUAGAGCCCACCGAAUUGGGCAGAAUAAGAAGGUGAUGAUCUACCGGUUUGUGACCCGUGCGUCCGUGGAGGAGCGCAUCACCCAGGUGGCCAAGAAGAAGAUGAUGUUGACGCACUUGGUGGUGCGGCCUGGGCUGGGCUCCAAGACCGGCUCCAUGUCCAAACAGGAGCUCGAUGACAUCCUCAAAUUCGGCACUGAGGAGCUCUUCAAGGAUGAAGCCACAGACGGGGGCGGAGACAACAAAGAGGGAGAAGACAGCAGUGUCAUCCAUUAUGAUGACAAGGCCAUUGAACGACUGCUGGAUCGCAACCAGGAUGAGACCGAAGACACAGAGUUGCAGGGCAUGAAUGAGUACUUGAGCUCAUUCAAAGUGGCCCAGUAUGUGGUACGGGAAGAAGAAAUGGGGGAGGAAGAGGAGGUAGAACGGGAAAUCAUAAAACAGGAAGAAAGUGUGGAUCCUGACUACUGGGAGAAAUUGCUGCGGCACCAUUAUGAGCAGCAGCAAGAAGAUCUAGCCCGAAAUCUGGGCAAAGGAAAAAGAAUCCGUAAACAGGUCAACUACAAUGAUGGCUCCCAGGAGGACCGAGAUUGGCAGGACGACCAGUCCGACAACCAGUCCGAUUACUCAGUGGCCUCAGAGGAAGGUGAUGAAGACUUCGAUGAAAGAUCAGAAGCUCCCCGCAGGCCCAGUCGCAAGGGCCUGCGGAAUGAUAAAGAUAAGCCAUUACCUCCUCUGUUGGCCCGAGUUGGUGGAAAUAUUGAAGUACUUGGUUUUAAUGCUCGUCAGAGAAAAGCAUUUCUUAAUGCAAUUAUGCGAUAUGGCAUGCCACCUCAGGAUGCUUUUACCACUCAGUGGCUUGUGAGAGAUCUUCGAGGCAAGUCAGAGAAAGAAUUUAAGGCUUACGUGUCACUCUUCAUGCGGCAUUUAUGUGAGCCUGGGGCAGACGGGGCGGAAACUUUUGCUGAUGGUGUCCCCCGUGAAGGCCUGUCUCGGCAGCACGUUCUUACAAGGAUUGGUGUCAUGUCCUUGAUUCGGAAAAAGGUUCAGGAGUUUGAGCAUGUGAACGGGCGCUGGAGCAUGCCCGAACUGGCUGAAGUAGAGGAAAGCAAGAAACUGUCUCAGCCAGGCUCACCCUCUCCAAAGACUCCUACACCUUCCACCCCAGGGGACACACAGCCCAAUACUCCUGCACCUGUGCCACCUGCUGAGGAUGGGAUAAAAAUAGAGGAGAAUAGCCUUAAAGAAGAAGAGAGCACAGAAGGAGAAAAGGAGGUGAAGCCUACGUCUACAGCCCCUGAGGUGACUGCGGAGGGUGCACAGCCCCCUGCUCCUGCCCCUGCCCCUGCCCCUGAGGAUGAAAAGGCUCCUGCUGAACCUCCUGAGGGAGAGGAGAAAGGGGAGAAGGCAGAGGUGAAGGAGAGGACAGAGGAGCCGAUGGAGGUGGAGCCCAAAGGCUCUGCUGAGACAGACAAGGUGGAGGAGAAGUCUGCAAUAGACCUGACCCCUAUCGUGGUGGAAGACAAAGAAGAGAAGAAAGAGGAAGAAGAGAAAAAGGAGGUAAUGCUUCAGAAUGGAGAAACGCCCAAGGAUCUUAGUGAUGAGAAGCAGAAGAAAAACGUCAAACAGCGCUUCAUGUUCAACAUUGCAGACGGGGGUUUCACUGAAUUGCACUCCCUUUGGCAGAACGAGGAGCGGGCCGCCACAGUCACCAAGAAGACGUACGAGAUCUGGCACCGCCGGCAUGACUACUGGCUGCUGGCUGGCAUUAUAAACCAUGGCUAUGCCCGAUGGCAGGAUAUCCAGAAUGACCCACGGUAUGCCAUCCUCAAUGAGCCUUUCAAGGGGGAAAUGAAUCGUGGCAAUUUUCUAGAGAUCAAGAAUAAAUUUCUAGCUCGAAGAUUUAAGCUCUUAGAACAAGCCCUGGUGAUCGAGGAGCAGCUUCGAAGGGCCGCUUACCUGAACAUGUCAGAGGACCCCUCUCACCCGUCUAUGGCCCUAAACACUCGUUUUGCUGAGGUGGAGUGUUUGGCAGAAAGUCACCAGCACCUGUCCAAGGAGUCCAUGGCAGGAAAUAAGCCAGCCAAUGCAGUCUUACACAAAGUCCUGAAACAGCUGGAGGAACUAUUGAGUGACAUGAAAGCUGAUGUGACUCGACUCCCAGCUACUAUUGCCCGCAUCCCCCCGGUUGCUGUGAGGUUACAGAUGUCAGAGCGGAACAUUCUCAGCCGCCUGGCAAACAGGGCACCAGAACCUCCCCCACAGCAGGUAGCCCAGCAGCAGUGAAGACCCAGUGAUUCUAUCACCUCCACCACAGAGCAGUGACCUUCCUCACUUUCUCUUGUCCCGGCUGCCCCCUGGGGGCUGGAGAGAUCUGGCCUUCCUUCUGCCCAUCGUCUGAGUUGUAAAGGAACAGCCCUAUGCACUAGGGGCAGGGAGGGAGUGCAGGCAAUGGCGCCCUUCCUGCUGGAGAGGCAGCAGCAGUAGCACGGGGCGGGCGCCGUGUGCAAGGAGCUGCGGGCUGGCUGCCUUCUGGACCCUGGCUUCUCCCCACCCAGCGAGCGCCUGUUACAAACUGUUGUGGGUUCUGCCAGGCUUGAAGAAAAUGAUCUGAAUUUCUUCCUCUUUUUGGUUUUAUUUUGUUGGUUUACUUUGUGUUUUCUCCUUUGGGGGUAUUCAGAGUGGGCCGGGCCCCUGGGCGAGACACAGCUACCUCUGUUGGCAUCUUUUUCAUACCAGGAACCCAGCGGCUCCAGCCACUGAGCGCUUAAAUAAAGUUGGAAAAAAAAAAAAGGAAAAGAACCAAAAGCAUAAAAAACCACAACAAAUUUCUUGAUGAGAAUUGAAAAUAAAAGUUUCCUUGUAUUUUA